GUGAUUUUCCUGACUGCUUUCUCUCUCUCUCUUUUUUUUUUUUUUUUUUUUUUUUUUUCCUGGCUCAGCUUGAAACAGAGCCUCGUACCAGGGGAGGCUCAGGCCUUGGAUUUUAAUAUCAGGGAUGGAAAAACUUCAGAAUGCUUCCUGGAUCUACCAGCAGAAACUGGAAGAUCCAUUCCAGAAACACCUGAACAGCACCGAGGAGUAUCUGGCCUUCCUCUGCGGACCUCGGCGCAGCCAUUUCUUCCUCCCCGUGUCUGUGGUGUAUGUGCCAAUUUUUGUGGUGGGGGUCAUUGGCAAUGUCCUGGUGUGCCUGGUGAUUCUGCAGCACCAGGCUAUGAAGACGCCCACCAACUACUACCUCUUCAGCCUGGCGGUCUCUGACCUCCUGGUCCUGCUCCUUGGAAUGCCCCUGGAGGUCUAUGAGAUGUGGCGCAGCUACCCCUUCUUGUUCGGGCCUGUGGGAUGCUACUUCAAGACGGCCCUCUUUGAGACCGUGUGCUUCGCCUCCAUCCUCAGCAUCACCGCCAUCAGCGUGGAGCGCUACGUGGCCAUCCUACACCCGUUCCGCGCCAAGUUGGAGAGCACCCGGCGUCGGGCUCUCAGGAUCCUCGGCGUCGUCUGGGGCUUCUCCGUGCUCUUCUCCCUGCCCAACACCAGCAUCCACGGCAUCAAGUUCCACUACUUCCCCAAUGGGUCCCUGGUCCCAGGUUCGGCCACCUGUACGGUCAUCAAGCCCAUGUGGAUCUACAAUUUCAUCAUCCAGGUCACCUCCUUCCUAUUCUACUUCCUCCCCAUGACUGUCAUCAGUGUCCUCUACUACCUCAUGGCACUCAGACUAAAGAAAGACAAAUCACUUGAGGCAGAUGAAGGGAAUGCAAAUAUUCAAAGACCCUGCAGAAAAUCAGUCAACAAGAUGCUGUUUAUCUUGGUCUUAGUGUUUGCUAUCUGUUGGGCCCCAUUCCACAUUGACCGACUCUUCUUCAGCUUUGUGGAGGAGUGGACUGAAUCCCUGGCUGCUGUGUUCAACCUCGUCCAUGUGGUGUCAGGUGUCUUAUUCUACCUGAGCUCAGCUGUCAACCCCAUUAUCUAUAACCUACUGUCUCGCCGCUUCCAGGCAGCAUUCCAGAAUGUGAUCUCUUCUUUCCACAAACAGUGGCACUCCCAGCGUGACCCACAGGUGCCACCUGCCCAGCGGAACAUCUUCCUGACACAAUGCCACUUUGUGGAGCUAACCGAAGAUAUAGGUCCCCAGUUCCCAUGUCAGUCAUCCAUGCACAACUCUCACCUCUCAACAGCCCUCUCUAGUGAACAGAUGUCAUGAAGAAACUAUCAAAGCUACCACUUUCACAAAACCUGA
Messenger RNA from Chlorocebus sabaeus (green monkey), 1363 nucleotides. It is a transcript of the gene NMUR2, whose product is annotated as neuromedin U receptor 2. The record is from RefSeq and is a predicted model, not a curated record. Gene Ontology annotation, molecular function: neuromedin U receptor activity. Gene Ontology annotation, biological process: neuropeptide signaling pathway. Gene Ontology annotation, cellular component: plasma membrane. NCBI's taxonomy places the organism in Eukaryota, Metazoa, Chordata, Mammalia, Primates, Cercopithecidae.